AUGCUUCCCCAGACGUGCAUAUUUUGCGAGAAACCAAAAUACAAACCGGGAACAAAAACACGAGAGAAAUUGCAAUGCGUCCAAGAGUUUAGAGCAGAUGAUACGGUUAGAAAAAGCGCGUCGUUGCACCUUAGUAGACACACUAAUAUGAGUGCCAUUGCUGCAAAUAAGUCUGGUAUUUGCGCCAAGGAUUUGAUAAGUAGUGAAGCGAAAUAUCAUUCUUCAUGCUACAAAGCUUUUGUUCACAUUAUGUACGAGACUGAUGAAGCCGUCAAUAAUCCCACUGAAGCUAUGGGGAAUAAUAAUGGUGAGGUGUAUGAAGCUGUCUACUCCUUCUGUGAAGCCUUAACAUCAAACCCAAGAGUCGUAGAAUUUAAAGAAGUUAGGAAUGUCCUAUCAGACGAGGCAGAUAAAUUGGGUGUGGUAGUAACACAGUCUCAAUAUAAAAACCUCUUGCGUCUGAUAUCUAAUAAAUUCGAACAGCUAGUAUUUCUUAAUUACCAACAAAAUAAA
This is a messenger RNA of Paramuricea clavata, 513 nucleotides long. The record is from the annotation of a GenBank genome assembly. NCBI's taxonomy places the organism in Eukaryota, Metazoa, Cnidaria, Anthozoa, Malacalcyonacea, Plexauridae.